AUGUCGAUCCCUUUCUUUUUUUCUCUUUUCUUUUACUCUCUUUUUUUCUCUUUCUCAUUCCUCUGUCUCUCACCCACAUCUUUCUUUCCCUAUUUCCUCAAUCUUUCUCUAAAUGCGAUCCCUCUUUUCUCUUUUCUCUUUUACUUUUUUUUUUCAUUUUCUCAUUCCUCUGUCUCUCACCCCUCUUUUUUUCCCUGUUUCUUUCUCUCCCUCUUUUUUCUUUUCUUUUCCUUUUUCUCUUUCUCAUUCCUCUGUCUCUCACCCCACAUCUUUCUUUCCUAUUUCUCCCCUUUUUUUCUUUCUCUUUUUACUCUCUUUUUUCUCACUUUCUCAUUCCUCUGUCUCUCACCCACAUCUUUCUUUCCCUAUUUUCCAUCUUUCUCAAUCUUUUUCUCUUUAAAUGCGAUCCACUUUCUUUCUCUGUCUUCUUUUUAUUUCCUCCUCUUUUUCUCCACUUUCUCAUUCUCUUUGUCUCUCACCCACAUUCUUUCUCUUUCAUCUUUCUUAUUUCCUCCAUCUUUCUCUAAAUGCGAUCCACUUUUUUUUUUCUUUUACUCUCUUUUUUCUCACUUUUCAUUCCUCUGUCUCUCACCCACAUCUUUCUUUCCCUAUUUCCUCAAUCUUUCUCUAAAUGCGAUCCUCUCUUUUCUCUUUCUCUUUUUCUCUUUUUCUCCUUUUCUCAUUUCUCUCAUCUUUCUUUCCCUAUUUCCUCCAUCUUUCUCUAAAUGCGUCCCUUUUUCUCUUUUCUUUUACUCUCCACUUUCUCAUUCCUCUGUCUCUCAAAUCUUUCGAUUUCUCAAUCUUUCUCUAAAUGCGAUCCAUCUUUUUUUUCUCUUUCUUUUUUACACUCUUUUUUCUCACUUUUUCUCAUUCCUCUGUCUCUCACCCACAUCUUUCUUUCCCCUAUUUCCUCAAUCUUUUCUAAAUGCGAUCCACUUUUUUUCUCUUUCUCUUUUUACUCUUUUUUCUCACUUUUCAUUCCUCUGUCUCUCACCCACAUCUUUCUUUCCCUAUUUCCUCCAUCUUUCUCUAAAUGCGAUCACUUUUUCUUUUUCUCUUUCUCUUUUUACAUUCUCUUUUCUCACUUUUUCAUUCCUCUUUCUCUCACCCACAUUUUUUUCUUUCUUUUUCCUUUUUUCCAUCUUUCUCUAA
This is a messenger RNA of Acanthosepion pharaonis, 1152 nucleotides long. The record is from the annotation of a GenBank genome assembly. NCBI's taxonomy places the organism in Eukaryota, Metazoa, Mollusca, Cephalopoda, Sepiida, Sepiidae.